Molecule: messenger RNA, 1230 nt
Organism: Paramecium tetraurelia
Lineage: Eukaryota; Ciliophora; Oligohymenophorea; Peniculida; Parameciidae
Exons: 1
Molecular function (GO): metal ion binding
Source: RefSeq, a predicted model, not a curated record
AUGAAUGCUAAAUUUGAUGCUCUAUGCAGAUUUUUUGUUUAAGGUAAUUGUAGGCAAGGAGACCAAUGCAAAUAUUCCCAUGACACAUCAAAUAUUGAGAAAGUUAAUUUAGACAGAGAUGAUAAGGGAAAACUGAAUUUGAAGAAGACUAAUGAUUUUUAAUCACAAGAUAGAAAAAUUUUUAGAGGCAGAGGCAGAGGAAGAGGUUACAUAGAUAGAAGUUAGGAAGAGUAAUAAACCAAAGAAGAUAAUAAAAUAGAUAAAAGCGAGAGAAAUGAGUAUAAAUAGAGAUAGCAAUAAUCAAAGAUAUCUUAUGAUCAAAAUAGCUUCCAGCGAUAUGGAUAAUCAUAGGAGGGAAAUGAGAAUAGAUAAGUGAAAUAGAAAUUUGAUCGAAAUUUUGAUGAAUAGAAAAAUUAGAAUCAGUAACCUACGCAUAGAGAGAAACAUAAUUUUAAUUAAGAGAAGAAUAAUGUUAAUUCGGAGAGGUGGUAAAGAAAUCAGGAGAAUGAGAAUGGAGAGGAUUAGCAAUAAUUUCGUUAAAAUACACGUGGAAGAGGAAGAGGCAGAGGUAGAGAAGGUAGAGAAAAUACAUUUACAAAAAGAGAUUAGAUAUAAGAUGAAGAGAGGGAUAAAGAGAGAGGGAAUUAGAGUGAAUGGUAAAUAGAAACUGUUAGUCUCACAAAGAAAGUGAAAAAGAAUGAGAUUUAAGUAAAAACGAGGUCUUAAGUGUUGAAUUUGGAAUAAAAGAAAAAUAUAGAUAGUCUAAUUCAAAUCGCAGGAUAUCAUUUUUAAUUUCUAGGUAUUUUGAAAUCAGAUGCAAUUGAUUUUUAUUAAAUCCCAUUCAAAAGAAGUGGGAGCGACAUAAUAGAUGAAGAAAAGAAAGUAACAAUUAGUCAUUUAGAUAAAUAAUUUAUUUCUGCUUUUAUAUAAGAACAUCCAAAUAAUGGUUAUACACUUAUUAUACAAUUUUAGAAGGAGGAGGAAUCAUUUAAAAAUCUAUUGAUAUUUCAUAAUGUGUUUCAAUAGUAAUGUCCUUAUAUUAUAUCUGAUAUAUCAAUGAAAGAGAUUGUCUAUACAAACUUUGAGGAUGGAUAAUUAUAUACAUUUUGUAAAGAUGGAUUGAUCAGGAUAUUCUCAUUAGGAAUGAGAUGGGAUAGUUAAAGUGCACUUAACAUUACAAUGUUGAACAAUCCAUGGAGAGUGUAAUUAAGGUUGGGAACAAUUACUUGA